Molecule: messenger RNA, 11129 nt
Organism: Calypte anna (Anna's hummingbird)
Lineage: Eukaryota; Metazoa; Chordata; Aves; Apodiformes; Trochilidae
Gene: FHOD3
Product: formin homology 2 domain containing 3
Exons: 29
Coding region: 358-5271 (1637 amino acids)
Biological process (GO): sarcomere organization; cortical actin cytoskeleton organization; actin filament network formation
Cellular component (GO): cytoplasm; cytoskeleton
Molecular function (GO): actin filament binding
Source: RefSeq, a predicted model, not a curated record
GCAGCGGCCGGGGCAUGGGGGAGCUGCUGCUGCUGCCGCCGCUCUGCCCGCGUCCUGCGGCUCCGGCGCCGCCUCCUUUCUCGGCCUGAAACGCGCCUCACUCGUGGAUCCCGGCGGGGAAGGGGCCAUGGGCCGCGUCCCCGGGGCGCGGUGGCUGUGAGCGCUAUCUCGGGGAGGCGGGAGGCUGCCGGCCGGCCAGCCAGCCUGCGCCGGGGGGACUGCGGCCGUGAGGGGAGUGUCGCUCGCAGCCGGCGACGGGCACCCACGCAGCGUCUCGGUGUCGGUGACUUGGGGGUGCCCGCUCCUCCACCGCCCGCUCCCCCGCCGCUCCCGGCCGCGGCGGUGGAUGGAUGCGCCAUGGCCACGCUGGUGUGCCGGGUGCAGCUGCUGGAUGACACCGACCCCUUCAACAGCACCAACUUCCCCGAGCCCACCCGGCCGCCGCUGUACACCUUCCGGGAGGACAUCCCGCUCGCCACCCAGCUGGCCGGGGUGCACCGCCUCCUCCGCGCCCCGCAGAAGCUUGAUGACUGCACCCUGCAAUUGUCCCACAAUGGUACCUAUCUGGAUCUAGAAUCCACCCUAGCAGAACAAAGAGAUGAAUUGGAAGGCUUCCAGGAGGAUGCUGGGAGGGGCAAGAAGCACAGUAUAAUUCUAAGGACCCAGCUGUCAGUGAGAGUCCAUGCCUGCAUUGAAAAACUUUACAAUUCCAAUGGACGGGAGCUGAGACGGGCACUUUUCUCUUUGAAACAAAUAUUUCAGGAUGACAAGGAUUUGGUUCAUGAGUUUGUCAUCGCUGAAGGUCUGACUUGCUUAAUCAAAGUGGGAGCAGAGGCUGACCAGAAUUACCAGAACUACAUCCUGAGAGCUUUGGGCCAGAUUAUGCUCUAUGUCGAUGGCAUGAAUGGAGUAAUAAAUCAUAAUGAAACCAUCCAGUGGCUGUACACGCUUAUUGGGUCAAAGUUCCGCCUGGUGGUAAAGACAGCACUGAAGCUGCUGCUGGUGUUCGUGGAGUACACUGAAUCCAACGCACCCCUUUUAAUCCAGGCCGUAUCUACUGUUGAUGAAAAGAGAGGAGCCAAGCCGUGGUCCAACAUCAUGGAAAUUCUGGAGGAGAAGGAUGGGGUUGAUACUGAACUACUGGUUUACGCAAUGACCUUGAUUAACAAGACACUGUCGGGGUUGCCAGAUCAAGACUCUUUCUACGACGUGGUGGACUGUCUGGAAGAGCUCGGCAUUGAAGCUAUUUCACAGAGACACUUGAACAAGAAAGGAACAGACUUGGACUUAGUUGAGCAAUUUAACAUUUAUGAGAUGACGCUGAGACACGAGGAUGGAGAUGAGAGUGCUGACAUCCCUCCCAGUGGGCGCAAGGACCGGAGAAGGGUCAGUCUUGGUGCUAGUGAGAGGAGGGGGUUGGAACGUAGAAGGAGCCGCAGGCACUCGGUCCAGAACAGCAAAAGCACUUUAUCAGCCCCUGCCAGUCCAUGUGGUCAGUCAAACUCCAGCUUUGUGCGUGUUGAAGAUCUCAGUGAGAGAGAGCUGGAGGCUGGGAGCCCCAUGGUCUCAGAGGCUGAUGACAAGGAUGGCAGUGCAUUUGAGGCUGAGUUUAAAGCAUCUUCAGCAGAGGAAGAAGAUUAUGAAGAGGAGGAAGAAGAACAGCCAGUCACAGAGCCCAAUACUGAGGAUGAGGGGGAGGAAGAGACCAGUAGGCAGGUCAAAGCCAGUGGGGUCCCAGGUGCACAGGAGGCUGUGAGUGAAAGCCUUUCACCAUGCUCUGAUUCAUCAGCUGUCUCCAGUGCCAUUUCUCCAGCUGAGAGGCCUCUCUCCUGCUCUAGAGCAAAGAGCUCUACUAGCACCUCCUCUUCUGUGCCUGACUCAUCUGUCUCUCACCAUAAUUCUGUCCUUUCAUCACCAUCUUCACCUGCAGCAGCAUUGCUAAGCUCUUCCCAAAAUUCAUCAGCAUCCAUUACUCCAAAAGUAUCUCCAACGGUGGAGAAAUUACCUUAUGUACCACAUACUCCUUUUCACCUCUUCUCGUAUGACUUUGAAGAGUCUUCAGCAUCUGUGAAAGAAAAGGAAGCAGAGGUGAUGAGGGAAAACAGAUACAACAGCUACAGCAGCAACUCUUACUCUUCUGCACGACCUUACUCUGGUGUGAGUGCCCCAACAACGCCCACUUCUCGUUAUGGGACAACUCUCUCACCACCUCAGGACAGCAAAUCUGACAGGCCAGCUUUGGGUGGUCUUCUUACAUCAUCUUUUCGGCAGCACCAGGAGUCCUUGGCAGCAGAAAGAGAAAGACGACGUCAGGAGAGAGAAGAAAGGUUGCAAAGGAUAGAACGUGAAGAAAGAAACAAAUUCAACCGUGAUUAUUUAGACAAAAGAGAAGAACUAAGACAAGCAAGAGAAGAGAGAUACAAAUACUUGGAGAGGUUGGCAGCGGAGGAGUAUGAAAAGGAGCUGAAGAGUCGGAGCGUAAGCCGAGGCAGAAGUGAGCUGUCCUUGAACCUGAGAUCUCCUUCAGCCCCAUCCUCACCUGUACCCAAGUGCACCAGCCCAGCAUCCAUAGAGUCACACGAAGAGCUGAAGACCCCUUCCACCCCUUUUGAGACCCCUCAGCCCUCAGAAGUGAGUGCCAGUGAACCUGAACCAGAGACAGAGACAGAACCAGAACCAGAGCAGGAGGCUCAGGCCGAGCAGGGAACGGAGACACCCAAGGAAAUAGAGGCUACAGAGGUGGGACCAGAGAGUGAGGUGGAGCAAGGACCAGAGAGAGAGCCAGAAGAAGGUGCAAUACUCAGUGAAAAAGAGAGGCAGAAUGAGGAAGUGAAUGAAAAAGACAACUGCUCUGCAUCCAGCAUAUCCUCAGCAAGCAGCACUUUAGAGAGGGAAGAGAGAGAGGACAAGUUAACCAGUGACAAUGAAACUGGUCCGUGGUUGCAGACCAUCCAGGAUGCUGGUGUGAAUGAGCAGUGCAGCAACAUCCUCAACAACAAGCGGUUUAUGCUGGACAUGUUGUAUGCGCAUAACAAGAAGCCCAAGGAUGAAGAGGAGAAGGAGCUGGAGGCGAAGGAGGAAAAGAAGGAGACGGAGGAAAGCGGGGAGUCCCUCGCUAGCCUAGCCAGUAGGAUCUCUAUCCUUCAGGCCACGAAGCAGGCAAAAGAUGAAAGCGUCAAAAAGAUGGAGAUCAGAAACCUGGACAACCAAGGCAGCGUGAAAGCCUUCGCAGAAAAGUUCAAUAGCGGUGAGCUGGCCAAGGGGACGGCCGUGCCUGAAGAUGAAAUCAGUGAGCAGGUCCCUGAGAAAACACCAGCACAGCCAAAGAAGGAAUCUGACUACAUCUGGGAUCAGCUCAUGGCUAAUCCUAGAGAACUUAAAAUCAAAGACAUGGAUUUUACAGACUUGGGGGAGGAGGAUGAUGUAGAUGUGUUGGACAUGGAUAUGGGUCCUGGGGACUCCCUUGUUCCCCCUCCUCCACCUCCGCCUUCUUUUCUGGGUUUGCCUCCUCCGCCGCCUCCCCCGCUGUUUGGAUGUCCGCCUCCACCUCCACCCUCUGCUAAUUUAUUGGCUCCUCCUCCGCUUUUUAGCACUCCUCAGGGUUUAGGGUCACCCCAGGUUUCUAGGGGUCAGCCAGCAUUUAUAAAGAAGAAGAAAACCAUCCGUCUGUUUUGGAACGAGGUCCGGCCAUUUGAGUGGCAGUGUAAAAACAACAAACGCUGCAGAGAAUUCCUGUGGUCGAAACUGGAACCCAUUAAGGUGGACACUUCCAAACUGGAGCAUCUCUUUGAGUCUAAAUCCAAGGAACUGCCUGUCACAAAGAAAACUGCUGCAGAUGGGAAGCGACAGGAGAUCAUUGUAUUGGACUCAAAACGAAGCAACGCUAUUAAUAUUGGUUUGACUGUAUUGCCCCCUCCCCGGACUAUCAAGACUGCUAUCUUGAACUUUGAUGAAUAUGCCUUAAACAAGGAAGGAAUAGAGAAAAUCCUGACCAUGAUCCCAACGGAGGAGGAGAAGCAAAAGAUCCAGGAGGCACAGCUGGCAAACCCUGAUGUCCCCCUGGGCAGUGCCGAGCAGUUCCUUCUCACCCUCUCCUCCAUCAGUGAACUCUCCGCCAGACUCCAGCUCUGGGCUUUCAAGAUGGACUAUGAGAUAGUGGAAAAGGAAGUUGCAGAACCACUUCUAGACCUGAAGGAAGGAAUGGACCAACUGGAGCACAAUAAAACUUUAGGAUUUAUCCUCUCUACUCUGCUAGCCAUCGGGAACUUUCUGAAUGGAACCAACGCCAAAGCCUUUGAGUUGAGCUACCUCGAGAAGGUUCCAGAAGUCAAGGACACAGUGCACAAGCAGUCCCUCCUGCACCACGUCUGCACUAUGGUGGUGGAGAAGUUCCCAGACAGCACUGAUCUUUAUUCAGAGAUUGGGGCCAUCACUAGGUCAGCCAAGGUUGACUUUGAGCAGCUCCAGGAAAACUUGUGUCAGAUGGAAAGACGGUGCAAAGCAUCCUGGGAUCACCUUAAGGCUAUAGCAAAGCAUGAAAUGAAACCAAGUCUAAAGCAAAAAAUGUCCGAGUUCCUUAAAGACUGUGCAGAAAGAAUCAUAAUUCUGAAGAUUGUUCAUAGAAGAAUAAUUAACAGGUUUCACUCAUUUUUGUUAUUUAUGGGCCAUCCUCCCUAUGCAAUACGUGAAGUCAACAUCAAUAAGUUCUGCAAAAUUAUUAGUGAAUUUGCUCUGGAAUACCGCACAACCAGGGAACGAGUUUUGCAGCAGAAACAGAAACGAGCAAACCACAGGGAAAGAAACAAGACCAGAGGGAAAAUGAUAACAGAUACCGAUGAGGAAGAGGAUGCUGAGUCUGGCAAGUUCUCCAGCAGCUCUCCCCCCUGCCAGAGCCAGCCCCAGGGGCUGCAGUAUGCCGAGGAUGCUGCAGAGCACGAGAACAUGAAGGCUGUGCUGAAGACCUCCUCCAUCGGUGGGGAAAGCACCACUGCACUUGGGGUCCGCACUCGAAGCCGGGCCAGCCGAGGCCGUAUUGGUUCAUGGAACGCUGGCAAUGAUGAUUCCCCCAAUGCAACAGAUGAUGCAGCAGAUGAGAUCAUGGAUCGCAUUGUAAAGUCCGCCACCCAAGUGCCAAGCCAGCGAGCAGUGCCCAGGGAGAGGAAGCGGUCACGAGCCAACAGGAAGUCAUUGAGAAGGACAUUAAAGAGUGGACUGACACCAGAAGAAGCCAAAGCACUGGGCCUCAUCAGCACCUCUGAGAUGCAGGUUUGACGGCUCGAGAGGCAGCACCAAGAAGCACACAGGCUGACAACCCUUUGGUGUAGCAUUGACCUGCCAGCCUCCUCUGCUGCUCCCAACAUCCCAUCCUCUGUUAGGUCCAUUUUAAGAAGCAAGAAAAAGCAAAAAACCCCACAGGCAGGGCAGAAGAAGCACGUGCCACAGCUCAGCACAACAUCCGGACAGGAACCAAGGAGGCGUUUGGGUGCUUGUAGGUGGAAGCUGCUUCUGUCGUGGUGCAUUGGUGUGGGUAAGAGGGGGCUCUCUCUGAGCUAUCUGUGAUGUGAGCUGUGUUUCUGUUGGCUUUCAUUGUGCCCUGUUUUAGUCGUGGUAAAUGUAGAGCAUUUUGUCAAUGCAAGGGACAGUCCUUAAAGAGGCAAAAUAAGUCCUGUUACAGCAACCCUGAUUUUCCUGAAGCAGAUUCAUGAAGCGAAGGUUGUGCAACCUUCUGUGCACAGUCUGUGCAACCCUGUGGUUUGUUUUGGGUUUUUUUUUAUUAUUUUGCCACCAAAGAAUGUAAAAAUGUAUGUGUACCUUUGUAUAUGUACGGAAUGAAUGUGUGGACGUGUGCGUGUAUCUAUGCACAUACAGUCAUGGUGUGAAAUCGUGCUCCUGCUGAAGCAAGCUGGACCAUGGUUUUCACUCUGGGGCCUUACCAUUCCACCUGGACAGGAGGAAAAGAAUGUCUUUUUGUAGAAACUCAGUGUUAUUCAAUGAGAUUAACCCCAUGGGGCAGGAGAUGGCCUGCAAUACAAGUGGAAAGUUUAGGAUCCUGAAUUCAUAUGUAUUCAUACACACUCAUACUGUACAUAGCAGUAUGGACAGAGAGGAGAGGAGACUGGAUACCUCCCUCUUCUUGAGCUGUGGAUGUACUGUGCAUUUGUACAGUUUCAACAGAGAUCUAUGGCAACAGUUUUACAUACUCCAUACAUGCUAAGAUCAAGAAGUUUUGUUCACUUGCCUGUGCCCUUCAUGCUGCUUUUCUCUGCUGCAAGAUAAUGUGGUGGUGAAUUUACUUCAAAUUAAUGGAUCUGAAUACGAAAUGACCCUGCUAAAAGCCUGCUGUGUUUUUGCUGUUCUUUACUUUUUUUUUUUUGGGGGGGGGGGCGUUUAUCCUUGAUGCAAGUGGAGAAGGUCCAAUAUGUUUGCCCUUAUCUCACUGUUUUAUCACUGCCCUCAGCAUGUGUCUUUGAAUAAUGUUUAGUCAGCUCACCUGCCUUGAAGUGGAGGAUAUAUGCAGCAGUGAAGAUUAACUGAACACAGUCCCCCUUACCAGCAUUUUGAAGAGAACUGCAAAUAACAACAUAAAAGGGAACUUUUAAAGCCAAAGUCUGCAUAUGAUUGAUUGAUCCUCAAGGAUGCACAAAAUUAUCUCUUUACAUUGCCUUAGCUUCAGAGAUUAAGGGUGUGUCUGUACAGCAGUAAGAGCUGAGGCUUCCUUCAAGCUUCAAGCUUCAUUGUGGAACUAGUUAAGUAGGGUAACUAGUUAACUGGGUCCAAUUUUGGCUGCAAAACACGCUUGGAAAGUAGGAUUAAUUACUGGUCUGUGCUGGUCUCUUAAUGUCAUAGCUAUGUUGCUUCUGGCACCAAUCUAGGUUCAUAGCCUCAACAAGUUAAUCUACUCUGCCCUCAGUAAGUAGAGAAUAAUUGCUGAAGAUUGUUCAGGAUAGUGAAAGCAAACUUCAUAAACCUUUGAAACCUUGGUCAUUUAUCAUAUCACACCCUGAGCACAGCAUCCAAGUGUUGAGAGACCCAGGUAGCUGACAACAUUCAGUGAGAUCUCUAGGGAAACUUCCUAUCUGUGGUAUCCCUCUCUUGAUCAUACAAUUUCAUUUUUCAUUGCUCUUGUCUUGGAUCUUCAUAUGGCAAAGUCUGUGGGUAAAAGGGUCCCUAAUAAGCAAAAGUUCUCUAGUAUAGCAUUGAGUUUGAUCUGGUUUUCCCCUCAGCUUGUUAAAAAGUCAGUUGUACAAGUAGGCAAACGGCAAUAGGUGUAAUUAAAUAAAAUGUGUUGGGUAUUUGAAAGCUAUGAAAAGGAGGAAGCUGGUUAGGAAACAGAAAGACGUGGCAUAUAAUUUAAUCUCACUGUAAAAUAAGCAAGACCUAUGAGCAUCUAGAUUUUGAAAAGGGUGGUUAUUUGCUGCUCUCUAUUAUGGACUUUUAAAAUCUCUCUUAAGGAUGCUUAGAACAAAGAAAUGAAGGUAAUGGGGGUUUGUGGAGGUCUUGGAGGUUUGAAACAAGAGGAAGACACCCUGAGUGUAAAAGUUAAUGCUGGACUGUUAUGCUGGUUAAAUAAUAAAAGAAACCAAAAUGUAACAAAAUGUAUUUAUAUUGACAGAGGCCCUUUAUAUGAUGGGAGGGAGAAAAGCAAACAAGUUUUUAAAAUGGAAUGUUUUAAUUAAAGUAUGCUGAAUGUGCAAAGUAGAGAGCUGCUGGUGACCACUGGCUAACAGGAAAUAAAUCUGUCUUUUAUUUAGACAUAGUACAGCAUCUUUGUCUGAAACAUAACAAAGCUGAAUUGCUAAUAGAUGGGGGCAUAUGUAUUGUCCAGGAAUUGUGCAAAAAUUGUGAAAAACUUCAGGUACUCCUUAUCAAGGAGAAAAUUAAAUCUAGGGAGUGGGGUCAAGAUAAAUUGAAAUUUUUAAAAAAAGCAUGUUUCUGUCAGAUUCUCUGGAUGCAGGUGUCUAACACAUGAAGGAUGUUCUUCCUUGUCCAUUUUUCCAUUACGUUCAUUUUUCUGUAUUUUUGCCUAAGUUCCUGCUCUGUAGCUGUGAAGGAUAACUAACUUUCCUGAAGGAUAACUUGGUCUUGUGAUGCAGUAGUAUACAGUAAGAAUAAUUCCACUAUUCUCAGUGUUUAUUGGAACAGGAUCAAACAUGGUAACAAUGCAAUAACUACAGAAAAGAUUUCCAUUUUGGUGUCCCAGGGUGCUAACCUGUACUUCGGCAGCGUCUCCUCUGGAGCCUGCUAGCGUGUCCUGACUGUGGGAAUAACAUUUGUUUGCUUUCAUCUAACUAGUGGAUUCCAGAUGAAAUGAAGAAAUUUGUUAUAUUUGCAUGCCCUUGUCUGUCUUGUCUAGUGAGGUAGUAACCUUCAGGAUUUUAGUUGCUGCUGCCUGCCCCUCCAUCAUAAAAAGAAGUCACCGUACCGGGUGUUUUAAAAUGUGUGUGCGAUAUUGAUUGGGUUUGUGACAAAUACAAAGGUCUUGGAGACACAAUGUGGGAGCACGUGUGGUUCCCAUUUCUCACUUAAAGCUCCACAAAGGCUGUUUUUAAACACUUGCAGCCCUAAUAACUACCUCUCUUCUCUUUCUCAUAGUACCAGUCAGCUGCAUGUGUAGUGCCCAGAGUUUUCUAUCUCCACCAAGCUCUCAGAGUCACUGCUGAUGUUUAUUUCAGCACCCAUCUGCUGCUAAUGACUUGUCUGUCUGUCACCUUAAUGCCAUCCUGAUUUGGAUGCUGAAGUAAACUUGGGCAUAUGAAAUGGCCACCAAAGGGAAGCCAUCCUAAUUUCCUUUCAUCUCCCUUGGUGCUUAAAAGCAGACUGCAUACAAAUACUUUGUAUUCCCUCCUCCCUGCUGAGGCAUAACUUUCAGUAGCACUUACGUGGCUGUGGUGAAGAAACACCCCCAGGGAAGGUUGUGUGCCACAAUCAAGAGUGAAAGAUCACUCACAAAAAUUAAAUUCAUCACUCUUCACCUUUCAGUAAGGCCAGGCACCAGGCUCAUGGAUUCCAGAUGUUUCAUAGCCUCUUGGCUGCUACAUGUGACCCUUCUGUUUGAUAGAUCCCUGUCCGUAAUCCAAAAUCAACAAAAAAAAUGUGUUUUAAUGAAGGUCUCUCUUACUGCAAUAAAUACUGGAAGCAGCAUCAAAAGAUAUUUUAAAAAUACAUUUAUUUUUCUCUUUUAGCCCUCUUUUAUUGUUAAUCUUUGCAGUGAUUGACUCUGUUACAGAAUAAGGCAUCAGAUUUUUAGAUAGGCUUAGAUUUUUUUACAAGGCUUUGGCUUUAGCUUAACAGAAAGUCAUGUGAAUAUCUAGAUAAGAGUUCAUGUCCUGGCUUUACAGAAAUUUGGAGUCAGAGUCUUGGUGUGAUUGUACAGCAAGGACAUCCUGCAAGGUGCUCCAUUCCCCUUCAAAGUACUGGAUAACGUGGCAGGAUGGCACCUUAAAUCCCAAAUGUUACCUGCUUUAAAUGUGCCCUGGCAAACACUAAAAGCCACACUAAAACACUAGAAGUCACAGCUGAGGUCUUCAACAUCUACUGCAAACCUAAGGGGUGCAGUGCCCCUGUAAGUGCAGCAAAGGGUUCUUUUUGUCAUCCACAGAAGUGUAGCAAGUGUAUCCAAAACGCUUUAGAAACUGUCAGGCUGAUGGUAGUAGCCUGCAUUGCUUGUGUGUAGGCUGUGUGGUUGUUGUUUUACCACACUUUGACUACACUGAGAUGAAAUGAGGACAAGGUGGCACCUACCAGUCUCCCAUCCUCUGUUCCCCAGCUACAACCCGUGGUGUACACGCUGCCAUCCUUUACCUAAAGGAUGUGCAAAGACAGAAGGUGUCAAGCAGAAGCACAAAGCAUAUUCCUCUCCUGGUUUUCCCUCCAGUACUCCCACUAAACAUGCACUGCUCCCCUCCUCAGAUUCAAGGAGGGUUUUAUGCCUCUGUGUGUAAGCAGAGAGCCCAACCCCACGCUGUUUCGGGAUGGUGGCUCCGUGUUUCCAGCAUCAGGAUGCAAGUCCACAGGGAAAACUGCCAGGUUGCAGGCUCUAAAAGAAAAUAAGCUGAAGGAUUUUGAAAAGAGAAAAUGUUUUGUUCUAGUCAACUGUUGAAAGUGAUUUGCCAACAUUUGGAAAACAUGUAGAGCCUACCUUCCUUCUUUUUCAGCUGGGGCAGCAACUGGGUCAAUCGGCAUUUCAGGUGUGGUCCCAGGAGGUUUUUGGCAAGUUUAAUAACAAGUAAUUCGAGGAGUUUCAGAGUUGUUGUAUAGUUUUACGUUUACUCAAAAAAAAAAAAAAAAAAAGUUUAAAAUUAUUUCUAAUUAGUUCAUUUCACGUUGAGUGGCAGAUAAGAGAUAUAUUUUGUUUAAUCACUAUCUAAUACGGAGGCUUCUGUGAAAGAAAAGGUUUAUUCGUAGCAUUGGGUGCAUUUCUCCUUUUUGAAGACUGUCUUUGCGCAUAUAGUGUCCUUUUUUGUGAGCUGGGAAUUGUAAAAAAAUGUAAAGUAGAAAAGGACGUGUUUCUUAGACAAAGGAGAAAUACUGUAAAAUUGUGUAAAUGUCACUACUCAUGUUUUUUUUCGUGUUCUGUGUAGCAUAGUGUAAAAUAGGCUUUCUAGCAGUGUUAUUCUGUGAAUUGUAAUUUAAAACCCAAGCCAUGCAUGGGCAGAGAUAUUAUCCACAGGUCCUUUUGGUUGAGUUUUUGUUUUUGUUUGUUGUUUUCUCAUUUUAGAUGAAUUUGUUUUAUGUUAAAUUUAAUUGUCCAUGAAACUGCAUUUUUUUCUCAGUUUUAUUUCAUAAAGAACUUGAAUUACUGUUUAAAAUUUUAUUACACACAAAGCUCACCUACCAUUUGUCUUGCUCCUUCAGAAGCGUUGUCACAUUGUGUAAACCUGAAGAAUUUUCUUUUUAGCACACCCUUCAUCUUCCCCUUCUCCCCCUCCCUUUUCCCUCUCCACUUUACUGUCUGGAAAGAUGCAAUUACACUUUUUUUUUUUUUUUUUUUUUUUUUUUUCUGUGCCAUGCAGGGUCAAUAUGGAAAACUGACCACAGACCUAUGUCCAAAAUUUCUUGAUAUAAGUAGUUAAAAAGCUCACCUCUACAGCAUUAUGUAAACACAUCUUGCAAUAAAGCUUCAUAAAGCA